AGAGCCUCAACGUCACACAGGGCGCUAACUUUUAGCUUUUGCCGUGUACGUUUAUCGGUUAAUGUGGCUAGUUUAGAUAAGUUUAUCACCGGAUGUAUGCGUCUUCUUUCUGCGGAUAACUAUUAUUUAUUUACAGAUAGCAUCACCACGGACGACGUGUGCGUUUCUAGCGGGGCACCAGAGUGUCACCCGAAUGCGUUAUCUAUGCUGUGUUAAAGCUAGUCAGCUAAGCUAGCUGCUAGCCGGAGCACCGUCCAAGUUAGUGUGGUGGCGACGGUAGCGAGCCGUUUAAGCUCCACCAGAAAUGGCUGCAGGAGCGGGCGGCUCUAGUGGCUCCAUGGAGUCCACAUUAAACAGGAAGUUUCAAAGUAUUUCCAACACAAUGGAGUCAAUCCAAGGACUGUCAACAUGGUGCAUCGAACACAAGAAAUAUCACAGCCUGAUUGUGCGCCACUGGAUGAAAUGGUUAAGGAAAUCAGAUUCAUCACACAGGCUCAACUUGAUUUACCUCGCCAAUGAUGUCAUUCAGAACUGUAAAAGGAAAAAUGCCAUUGUAUACCGAACGGCUUUUGCUGAGGUGCUCCCUGAUGCUUUCCUUCUGGUCAGUAGUGAUGGAGACUCCAAGAUGCGGAAGGCAGUGGAGAGGAUCCUUUCCAUUUGGGAAGAGCGAAGCGUGUAUACAGGCACACUUAUCACUGAGCUGAGGGGUUACUUGGUCAACGAGGAGUCCCCUGUUGAGAUGCCUGUGGAGCAAAAAACACCAGUUGACAACAAAGCAGCUCUCCGGUCCAAAAUUGUUGCUGAGUUUGUGCCCCAAGCACUGAUAGACCAGCUGUUUAUGUAUAAGACUUCUGUGGAGGAGGUGGAGCUCAAAGAGAAACAGCUCGCAGCAAUGAGGGUGGAUGUCUGCAGCUCCGAUGCUCUCAAGAAACUCAAAGAUAAGGCGGGUGGAAAAAAGUUCUCCAAGGACUUUGAGGAGGGAAGUGCGAAGCUGCAGGACUUUGUAAAGUUCCUCGACCAACAAAGCAAAGGAGGGCUUCCAUUAUUGGAAGUCCUUGGCAAUGCAGAUAUCUUCUAUGAGAUGCAGUACCAGGAGGUCAAGAUUGUCGCCAAUGCCUACCAGACGUUUGCCAACCGGGUGUCCCACCUGAAACGGAAGCUGGACAGCUUAAAGGCCACGUUACCAGACUUGGAUGAGUCGCCCAUUCCUUCGCCCUCGGCAGAUGCACCAUCUCCAACGGGCUCUGAAUCGCCCUUUCAUGGUUUGGGAAUAUCCAACCUAGAUCCGGAUUUGGAUGGUUCUACUAUGGAGGAUGAGGCAGAGCCCCCAGCUCCCAGUCCCCUAUCUACUCCAGGAGCAUCCCCCAAGCCGACCUUUGCUGUCGGAGAGAAUGACAAUCGCGAGGUGGAGGACAUGGAGCUUUCUGAGGAUGAAAUUGAGGGUAAUGGUAUUAUAGUUGAGGAGCAUGCUGAAUGUCCCGCCCCCAAAGCAGUGUCCAAUCCAGUUCCCGAUAAGAGCCAGUCUUUAUUAGCAGCAGACACACUACCUGUCACUCAGGACAUGCCACCCUUAGAUUCCCCUCAAGCAAGCCUGGCCAAUACUGACUUGGGUAAAAUUAGCCACAUCCUCAGAAACUUGACAUCAGUAAUGACAAAUACAGAACCAUCUGUGGGGACCCUUUCCACACUGGCAGCUGCUGGCCCCUCAGUGAAGUCAACACCUCCUCCCUCAGUGACUUCCCAAGACACCAGUUCUCUGGUCAACCUCCUGUCCCAGGUGGACAUGACACCUGAGGUGCUCCUCGGUACUCUGUCUAAAACUCAGAGCGAAGGCAGUGGCCUUAAGGGCCUCACCUCUCUUCUGAGCAGCCCAGUUGAGACGGUGUCAUCAGACUCCUCCAACACAGGCAAGCUUCCCCCUACUCUGUCCUCCACCCCUGCAUCUGCAGCCCCCUCCACAAGCCAGCCUCUCUCCUCUUCUACACCAGUGCCUUCUCCAGUAGUGUCAACUUUAAAGCAGAAUACCAGCUCCCAAGCGGAAGCAUCUUUUCCCGCUUCCAGCGCUGCUUCUGCCCUGGUGCAGGCUCUCCAUCGAGACAUGGAGCUGACAACAGAGCCAGAACCCUCCUCGUCCUCUCAGAGUUUGGAAUCUAAGAUUCACAGCUUCCUACAGGGGAACCCCGGUUUUAGUGCCUUCAACUUAGGCUUCUCUACUGGCCUGGGCCAAGGAAGCAGCAAUCUCAGCCCGAUGACUGGAACAGAUGCUCAGGACAGCACCCCAGUGCGGGACGAGGGCGGAGGCACCCCAACUCAAGAUGAGAUCAUGGACAAGCCAGUGGUUGAUGUAUUUACUUCCAAAGCUCCAAAUACAGCAGGGUACCAGAAUAGUACCUGGAAGGACCACACCAAUCCUCAGCAGCAAGCAAUGCCUCAGAAUGGGCAGGGGAACCAGCCAUACUCAUAUGGUGGCAAGGAGGGAGCGAAACAUGAAAUUAUGCCACCCGUUGCACACUACCAACCAAUACCAUCACAGGCAGCAGGCCCUGUGCCCACUGAAAGAUCCCUAGGCAAUGUCAGCAGUAAUGAAACUGCUGAGGACUUCCAAGGUGUGAGGGUUAGGGGGUGGUAUGGCAGCACUUACCCAGAGGGGGAGACCUUGCACCCCAGGGGCCACAGUGUAACUGCACAAAGAGGAGGUACAGAAAACCAGACAUUAGGACUAUAUCCAUACCAAACAGACAAAGCUCAAGAAACUCGGGGGGAGGUCCCCCAUCAAGGAGUCACCCCCUCCCCUGGUUUCUUCAAAAGUACCCUCCCUCCAGUUCCCCAGUUACCACCCCCUCCUGUGGGUUUUGAGCUUCCACCUGGCAUGGUGAGCAGUGAGGUGGUUCCCUCGGGCCAGAAACCAAUGCCUAACCCUGAGACAGAAGUGGGGGCUAAGCCCAGAGUAGACAGCAUCAUCGGUGGGAUGGUAGUCCAUGACCAUCAACACAAAUCAGUGUUCCACCACGAUGAUCCUUUGUACCACCAUAAUGACCUUCACGGUCAUCCUGAUGACUUGCAUCCUCAUCCUGAUGAGUUGAAUCCUCACCCUGAGGAGCGACGUUACCAUGAUGACCUCAGGCGUUACCAUGAUGACCUCAGUCAUUACCAUGAAGACCCCCACCAUGAAGAUCCCCUUCUUUACCGAGAUGACCCUCGUCCGCACCCCGAUGACCCCUACUAUCACCCCAAUGAGCCGCGUUACCGGCCAGACAGCCCUUCACAGCCAUACCCUAGUGUUCGAGGACGCCUCACUCCCCCCCUCUCCCCCUCAGAGGGUGCCUUCUUUGACUACUGCCCAAGAAGUCCCUCUCCUCCUCCUCUUUAUGGUCACAGGGGACUGCGGCCACCUCGCCCUGAAAUGCAUUAUCCUGGCCCACAUCCUCUCCGCUGGCCUGUUCACCCAGCACGCCCUCCUCACCCUCACCCUAGGGGACCUUCACAUGGACCACCAUUUCCCCCCUUUCGUGGCCCAGACCCGUGGUUACGAGGCAAACGUCCAGGUCCAAGAGGAAGGGGGCCCAGCGGUCCAGUUUUUCCCCCUAAAAGACCAUACUUACCCCCGCGGUACUGACUCAGCAUCAGCAAGUAACCAUUUGAGCGUUUCAGUUUUUGCCAUGGUGGCGGGGGGCAUCUGCGUGACUUCUCAGUUAUUUGAUUUUCAAACAAUGAGAACAGCCACAGCCUGCCAAAACGUAACGAAGUUCUGAAAUGGACAGGCAAGGGGGUGGAUAGAAAGUGAACUGAAAAUGUAGUUGGAGUUCAGACAAGGUCAUAUCUGAAGAAGAGAGGGAUAAGAAGCAGUUGGAUGAAGAGUUAAAUCAAUAAAUCGACAUGGAAGAAAACGGCAGAGAAUGGGAGAGAGCCUCGACAAGAACCAGCAGAUGCAAAUGAAAACCGCUUCUAAGAAGAUUGCUGAGCGGAAGUUCGAAGACCGAAGAAAAAGGAAAUGAAAGGUGGAUAUAUAUACAUAAAUAUAUAUAUAUAUAUAUAUAAAUCACUUUUUUGUUAAUUCUGAUGUAAAGCAUUGCAUUAAGUUUAUAAUUGAGCUUCCCGUUGACGUAGCUCCGCGUGUGUACUUGUUUGCAUGCUGUCAAACUUGAGCCAGCUAGUCAGACAGGUGUAAUUUUUUUUCCCCCAUCAGAAUUUGAAGAUAGUUUUUUCCCCCAAAGAAGUUACAAAGAAAAGUAGUUGAAGCGGUAUUUUUACUGUUGUUAGGUUUUCACUGAGUAAUUGUGACAUCCUCACCCCCCCACCCCCUUACAUUUAAUCAAGAAUCCCAAUAGCCUUUUGCUAAAAAAGACCCCUCUUAAACAACACGUUGUGUAUGUACAGGCGAAUAGGCUUAUAGAGGUUCUGUUUCUUUUUACAGUACUCUUUUUGUGUAGUAGAGGAGAUCUUUUGUCAUCGAUCCAACUUUGAGUUUUGUUUUUUGUUAAGUGACAAUUUCUCCACCAAUGCGUAAGCCUUUCGGCGUCAGGUUUGCGUCUUUCAGUUGCUUGGUUGAAGUUGGUACGAGUCUGGUUAAGGGUCUUUGGGAGGAAUCCUUUUUUUUAUAGCCUUUAACGCCAACGCAGAAGAAAAGUUCAUUUUUGGAGAGGAUGAAGAUACUCGUCUUCAGCUACGUUUUACUUGUACUGGCUUCAAUAAAAACU
This is a messenger RNA of Lampris incognitus (smalleye Pacific opah), 4697 nucleotides long. It is a transcript of the gene rprd2a, whose product is annotated as regulation of nuclear pre-mRNA domain containing 2a. The coding region runs from base 305 to 3616 and encodes 1103 amino acids. The transcript has 10 exons. Gene Ontology annotation, molecular function: RNA polymerase II complex binding. The record is from RefSeq and is a predicted model, not a curated record. NCBI's taxonomy places the organism in Eukaryota, Metazoa, Chordata, Actinopteri, Lampriformes, Lampridae. Gene Ontology annotation, biological process: mRNA 3'-end processing. Gene Ontology annotation, cellular component: RNA polymerase II, holoenzyme.